This is a messenger RNA of Suillus discolor, 777 nucleotides long. RefSeq lists its product as uncharacterized. The record is from RefSeq and is a predicted model, not a curated record. The transcript has 2 exons. NCBI's taxonomy places the organism in Eukaryota, Fungi, Basidiomycota, Agaricomycetes, Boletales, Suillaceae. Bases 1 to 777 code for a protein of 258 amino acids.
AUGCUCAAGCUGAACAGAUUCCCAGCUGCAUCUUACGAUCCUCAAUUCUCGCCAUCGGAUGAUAUGAGCCCUGAUGAUUUCCUGCAACUUUUCAACGAACCUCAGCAGUCACAAGACAUAUUCUGCCCAAUGCAAUACAUCUCUGGCCCUGAUAUGUUUUCGCCGUCUCCUGAUACCUUCCAGGUCAUUCCACCUUCCCCACCACCACAAACGAUGUUACAUAGUACAACUGACAACAUGCGCCUUAUACCCAUAUAUACCCCAUCGCCCACCUCAUCCUACACCACACUCUCCCCCAGCCCCAGUCACGAGUCGCCUUCGUCUCCAUGGUCCAAAAUUACUACCCCUUCUUCUGAGGGUAGCGUGUCUCCUAUGAUCCCCCAUUUAAGUCUUUCGUGUCGGGGGAGCUCAGCUUCUCUCCGACACCACCAUUCCCAAAGUGAUUCCACAUUUUAUCUUCAACCCCCGGCUGUCGGCAGUAGGCACGUUCGCUCACAUUCAGAGUCAAGCAUGACUUGUCCCGUUGCGAAUCAAGCUAUGCUCGAUGCCAAUCAACAACGUCGGCGCCACGAAGCUACCCAUAGGUGCAAUGAAUGUGGGCAAACCUUCACAGCUGUGUUUAGCUUAAAGUGUCGUAUGCAAUCUCACUCUGGUGUCCGACCAUUUGUCUGCAGUGUUCCUGGCUGUCGUCAGGCGUUCUUCAAUCAGAGCGACUGCAAACGCCACGAACAGAGCAGGAAGCGUCACAAGGAUCUUCCUUUUUCCGACUUACUUUAA